Molecule: messenger RNA, 715 nt
Organism: Pelobates cultripes (western spadefoot toad)
Lineage: Eukaryota; Metazoa; Chordata; Amphibia; Anura; Pelobatidae
Source: the annotation of a GenBank genome assembly
AUGGGCUCUUGCCCUCAGGACUAUACUAGGCAGGUCAGGACAAAAGUGGACCAGCUCUCAGUGUGUAGGAGCUUGUUUCCCUCUCUGGGCAAAGACUAUAUAAAAAGUUACAUCACCAAUAAUAAGGUCUCCAAAGAAUCUUCGCACCAACCCUUGCCACCACUGGCAUCAAGCAACCAGAUGCGAAAAAGAAGAGAUGUCAAGGUAAAAGGGAUUCAAACUGGAAGUCAAGUAGGAAAUGUCUGCUUGAAACUGACAAAGCCUCACAUGCCACUGUGCAAAGAGAGCAGGGUCUCCAUUACUGCUGGUGACUUCAAGCCAUCACCUCCAAAGGAGCCCUCAAGACAGAUAGCCCCCCGCUCCAAGUUCCAUAAAGUUAAGAUGGUGGAACAGCCAUCACAGCCUCCACCUAGAAAUGCCUCCCUUUUAAAGGCAUUUAAAUUGGUUUCUAGCGACGAAGGGCGUCAGAAGAUUGAAGGCCUUAAUAUCAUUCAAAACCUCUCAGUAACAAAACCACAGCUGCUAAAUGCUAAUCUAAAGGAUAUCAAAGAAGCUGUGAAUAAGGAGGUAUCAGGUAUAAGGCUGGAUGUCUCUGUGGCUGCAAUUAACUGCAUGGAGAGCUUGUUCUGUCAGCUGAAAAGCAGCAUGUUAGAUGACCAGGAUGAGUGCCUCUUGGGGCUGCUGCUGAAAGCUGGAAAUUCAACCUCCACCAUAA